This is a messenger RNA of Naegleria gruberi, 1905 nucleotides long. RefSeq lists its product as uncharacterized. Lineage: Eukaryota; Heterolobosea; Eutetramitea; Acrasida; Naegleriidae. Gene Ontology annotation, biological process: transmembrane transport. The transcript has a single exon. The record is from RefSeq and is a predicted model, not a curated record. Bases 1 to 1905 code for a protein of 634 amino acids. Gene Ontology annotation, cellular component: membrane.
AUGUUUUCACACCAACAAACUUUGCUUUCACCAAUAAUUGGAAGUGAAUUUCUAACCACCAUCACUACAUCACAAACCAGUGAUCAUACAAGCAGUGAUGAUAAUGACCAUAACAAUCCAACCUAUAUAUUCCACUCAUGGUUUUGUCUAAUCGUUUUCAUCAUUGAUAUUAUAUUUAUUAUUGCCUCUCCUUCCAUUCCGAUAUUCCCAACUCUUUCAACCAUCAAGACAUGGUAUCGAUAUGUGAAAAGAGAACCCUCUUCCAAUAAUAAUAAUACUAAUAUUCAACAGGAAGAAGAAGUAGAGGAAUCAACAACAAACAGAACCAUUGCUAACAGUAGUGGACCUACUCAUUCCUUCACAUCUCUUCUUUCCCAAUCAAAAUUCUAUCAUGUUGAUUUGGAUUUGAGUUUGGCUUCGAUUAUUGCAUUUAUUGUUUUAUUAAUUAGUGGAACAUUGGAUUGGGAUAAUAUGAAAAUUGGGUUAAUUGGAGCUCCUGGACAACAUUUGCAACCAUACAGUAUCUUGUUAUUGUUCAUGUCAUUGUCAUAUGUUUGUGUUUCAUUGGAUAUUACUGGAUUAUUCAGUUUUAUUGCCAAUUGGAUUAUCAAAAAAUCAAAUUAUAAUGGACACAAACUGUUUAUUUGGUUUUCAUUAUUUGCAAGUGUUUUGACAAUUUUUACAUCGAAUGAUAUUGUGAUUUUGACAUUGACACCUAUUUGCUGUUAUAUGUGUUCGUGUAGUAAGAAUUUGGAUCCAACUCCGUAUGUGAUUUCUCAAUUCUUUUUGGCAAAUGUUUGGAGUGUAAUUUUGGAAAUUGGAAAUCCAACAAAUGUCAUUGUGGCCUUGGCAUAUGAUUUGAAUUUUUUGGUUUACUCUAAAUGGAUGGCUAUUCCAGCAACUGCUUCUGGAAUUGUUUGUUUCGUAUUGCUUUAUGUUUACUUUUUCAGUUCAAUUCCAACAAAGAUUGAAGUUGAAAGUCAAAACUCAGAACCUGCUGGGAAAGAAACAGUUCCAGAAGAGAAUACUACUUCGAUUGAGGAGGAAAAUCCAACUAUAGAUCAAGUGGUAGCUCAACAAUUAUCCAAUGAAGACAAAUCAAGUUUAAUAGGUCAAGGAGAAGAAAAGAAAAAUGAUUUGGACAUCAAGGCAGCCAUUAUCAAAUCAAUUGCCUUAUUGUUGUGUUUAGUGACAUUGAGUGUGACUUCCCUGAUCAAGUUUGGAGAAUCUGGAGACACCAUCCCUCCAUGGAUUGUCACUUGCUCAUUCUUUGGAUUUUCACUCAUCUACGAUGUUAUAAUGGAUACAAUUCAAUUUAUCAAGAAGAGAAGAGGAACAGUGAAAGUAUUUGAGAGUAGUAUUUGGAAAGUAUUGAAGAGAUUGCCAUGGAAAAUUAUUCCAUUCAUCUUGUCCAUGUUUACAAUCGUGCAAUUGUUGAAUUAUUAUGGAUGGACAGAUCUAUUGGCUAAGAGAGCAGCUGAAUUGAUUGUUUCUCUUUCUGGUGCUAAUAAUCCACUAGAUCAGAAACCUACAGUUCGUUCUCUUGCAGUUACUACCUUGGUAAUGAGCUACCUGUCAGCCAUCUCUUGUAACAUUAUUAACAAUCAACCAAUGACUAUUCUUUUCACAAGUGUAAUUUCAAGUAAGGAGUACAAGAUUCUUUCUCCAUUGCAAAGAAAAGGAUCAAUGUUUAGUCUCAUUUUGGGAUCUAACUUUGGAGCCAACAUUACCUUAUUCGGUGCAUUGGCAGGUAUUAUGUUUUUGAGUAUUUUGAGACAGAAUGGUAUUACUAGUAAGCAGAUUAAUUAUUUCACAUUCCUCAAAUUUGGAUUGAUAAUCACACCACUUGUCAUUCUUGUGGGUGCCUUUUUCAUUUUCAUUGAAUUGUUGCUAUUUGAAGAAUAG